AUGAGGCACACGCUGACUGGAAUUCAUCCUUGUUUUUCAGAGAGUGUCAAAGACCUAAUCCGGUACUUAAGACACGAAGAUGAGACAAGAGACAUUCGGCAGCAACUGGGAGCUGCACAGAUUCUACAGAAUGACCUGCUACCCAUUAUCACACAGUAUCCUCAGGAGAAGGUGCUGUAUGAAGCAGUUAUCAGAUUGUUGGUAAAUCUAACACAGCCAGCACUUCUGUGUUUUGGGAAGGUUCCUGACAACCCUACCUUCAGACAUCACUUUAUGCAAGUGGUUUCAUAUCUGCAGGGGUACAAAGAGGCUUUUGCAGAUGAAAAGGUGUUUGGAGUGCUCAGUGAAAAACUCUAUGAUCUCUUACAGCUGGAUUGGGAGCAGAGGCAGGAGGAGGAUAACCUACUGAUUGAAAGGAUCCUGUUGCUAGUUCGAAAUGUUCUACAUGUACCCCCUGAACCUGAGGAGGAGAAGAAUAUUGAUGAUGACGCCAGUGUGCAUGACAAGGUAUUAUGGGCAAUGCACAUGAGUGGGAUGGAUGAUCUCAUUAAGUUUUUGGCAACUUCCCAGGAGGAGCAACAGUGGGCCAUGCACAUUCUGGAAAUAAUCUCCCUCAUGUUCAGAGAUCAGAAACCUGACCAACUUGCCAUGACAGGGCAAGCAAAAACUACGGAGCAGAAAGAAAAGGAGUCCAGAGAGCUUGAAAUCUUAAAGCAGAGAGAGUUAGCAGCGAAGAAGCAAAGAACCUUUGAAAGAGGAACCAGGCAUUCUCGUUUUGGCGGUACAUACCUCAUACAAGGCUUGAAGUCAAUUGCAGACAGAGAUGUUGUUUGCCACAUGGGUAUCCACAAAUUGAAAAAUUACAGCCAUGACACUGGCAAGAAGACAAACAGAGUACCAAAAAGAAAACAAGCAGCAAAAGAGGUGGAGAAGAAACAUCGUUCUGCUCUGAAUGUCAGACUGUUCCUGAAGGAAUUCUGUCUUGAUUUCUUAGAAAACUGUUACAACCGACUCAUGUAUGUAGUAAAGGACAACCUCAUUCGUGAGAAGGCACAACAGUACGACGAAACCUACUACCUCUGGGCAGUGUCAUUCUUCAUGGAGUUCAAUCGGGUAUACCAGUUCCGUCCUGAGCUAGUGUCGGAGACAGUCACCAUUCGAGCGUUUCAUUUUGUGGAGCGAAAUAUUACCAACUACUAUGAAAUGAUGCUGACUGACAAGGCAGCAGCUGGUUCCUGGUCAAGACGAAUGCAUCUUGCGCUGAAAGCUUACCAAGAACUGCUCAACACAAUCAAUGAAAUGGACCACUCCAAGGAUGAAAAUCUGAGAGAGAGUGCCAGAGUUAUCAAAUGUAAUAUCUUCUACGUUAUGGAGUUCCGAGAGUUGUUCUUAACAUUGUUCCGAAAAUAUGAUGCAACCAAGCAACCCAAGUCAUUCCUGAAGGAUCUCAUUGAAACAACCCACCUUUUCAUCCAGAUGAUUGAGAAAUUCUGUAAAGGCCGGAGCAACCUUUUUGUGCAGAAAAAGAAGUUCAAAAGGAAGAAGUCAAAAUCAAAGAAGCUUGCUUCUACUUCAUCAGAAAAAUCCCAAGAAGAACUCGAGGAAAUCUGGAAACUGACAUUGGAGGAGCUCGACAAGUGUGCAGAGGGCCAAGAGCCACUCUCUGAUGAUGUUGUUCCAUUUGAUGCUGCUUUGGAAAUCCCUGUGGAAGAGCAGCGUGCUGAAGCAAUGAUUCGUAUUCAAGAUGCACUCUUGGCUGGCAAAGCUGCAGAGGCUCUUGUGCUUCUCCGAGCUGCACGAGAAGUAUGGCCUGAAGGUGACGUUUUUGGUUCUUCUGACUUGCGACUUGAGGAGGAGUCCGAGUUGCUCAAACAAAUACUGUUUGCGAAGUUACCAAGGCAGCCCACUGUAGAGGCUGAAGGAAUUGAUGAAUUCCGUGAUGAAGAGAUAGAAGAAGAGGAAACUGAAUCAGUGAGAGUUAUAGAAAAUGAAUUUAAUUUUCUGGAUUAUCUGAAGAGGUUUGCUAAUGCUGGUGUUGUGAAACCAUACGUCCUCCUUCUGAAGGACUACCGGCAGAACACUCCUCACACCAAUCACUGCAUUGUGAAGAUGCUGUAUCGUCUAGCGUAUAAUUUGAAAAUGGAUACCCUUCUUUAUCAGCUGUCAGUAUUCCACCUAUUCAGUCAAAUUCUGGAAGACCCAGCAUCCAGCUCGUACCAAGAGCUGGUAAAGUUCUCCAAAUAUGUUUUGAACCGAUUCUUUACUUUAGCUGCUAAUAACAACAAAGUAUUUGUGGAGCUGCUAUUCUGGAAGAAUAUUGCAACCAUUCGAGAAAUGACUGAAGGUUACAGGAAGGAUGAGCAAAGUGGAGUAAACAAAAAGGCUCCAACCUGGUCAUCAGAGGAAGAGGAGGAACUUGAAACAUUGUAUCUAAGAUUCAAAGAGGAACAAGGAGAUAAAGAUGUCAUUGACAGUAUCAUGGAAUGCAUUAAAAAUGACACAAGGACCAGGAGGCAGAUUGCUGCUAAACUGGUUCAAAUGAACCUCGUGGACAGUAUAAGAGAUUUAAAGCGUGUCAAGAAAGGAACUAAGAUUGUGCUUUGGAGAGAGGAGCAAGAAAUGGAGCUUGAGACAUUGUUUGUGGAGUUCAGAGAAUCCGAUGAUAUCCUUGGUAAUAUCAUGAAAAACAUAACCACCAAACGAUCCAGAGCCAGGAUUGUUGAUAAACUGAUCAGCAUGGGCCUUGUUUCUGAUAGAAAAGAACUCUACAAGAAGCAAAGAAAAUUAACAAAAGGAGCAAAUCAGGAGGAAGAGGAGGACUUCCUAAAUGAUGUGGGCUAUGAUGUUGUUCAGGGGUUGUCCGAUGUAGAUAAUGAACUGGAUGAAGAUGAUAGCAGUAAUGAUGAGACAGGAGAGUCGAUGAUUAAGUUCAGAUCAAGAUACGCUGCAAAAGGAGCUGGACAAAAGAUGGGCCUGGGUGAGAUUGACCCAGCAAUCUCGAAUCUGUGCUACAAACUUCGGCAACAAGUCAUGGAAUCUUUCUGGCGUAUUUCUGCUAACCUGAAUGUUCAGCAGUUGCGCAGGAUUGCUUCAGUUAUCACCCUGCAUGAUGGUGGAUGGGAUGCAGUAGAGCGAAAUGAAGAUGUUAGUGCAGAUCAGAGGUCUGAGGUCUGGCAAGCUCAAAUGAUGGCCAGGGAGAGGAAUGCCACUCCUGCUAAAGUUGAUGAUGAAUCCAAAGGGAGAACAGAUCAAGCUGAUGACUCCCCCUCUGGAUCAGACAGUGAAACGAAAGGUGAUGGUGAGAAGAGCAAACAUAAACAUCCGCUAAAGCGGAGUCGCCUGCUUGAUAGUGACGAUGAACUAGAUGAUGAGGUGAAAGAACCUGUUGACACGGAGAUGAUGGAAGAGCCUAAGACUGACUCUGACAUGUCUGACUCUGACGUCACCCACAGAGUGAUUAAAAGGCGGCGGAGAGCAAUUGAAGAUGAUGAUGAGGAUUAAUUACAAUGAAUUUGGUUUUUGAAAUGGUUUUGAACACUGGACUGAAGAAUCAUUUUCAUGUUCAUCAAAUAUUACAAUUCUUCAUGUAAGUUUUGAAAGCAGUUUCAUUUGCUGAGUGAAUCAAUAGAGUAUAUACUUUAUGCACACUAUUUUAAACUACCUGAGUUUGUACUCGCAUUUUAAAUGAAAUUUUAUAAUGUCAAUAAAAAGUGAAGUAUUCGGAGUGAGAAAAAGUUAUGGGAUUGUACAGGUUUCUUGAUCCAUAGUCACCUUUGAAAAUGAAGGAGGAGAAUCUAUGGAGAAACCUUGUCAUUAUCCUGGUUUCUUGUUUGGGUGUAAGUUGACUUCUUAUCCAUUUCAGUUAAUGUGUAUGUAACCAACCAUCUGUAAUCUUUUUUGAAGUAUUUGCCAUGAAGAGCAAUAAAACCUCGGAUUAGGACAUAAGGUUCUCCUCAUUGUAAUAUUUAGCCUUGUGCAUAUCAAUAUUUGAUUUGAUGUUUGGUAUAGUGUUGUCUCCAACUUAGUCAGUUUGUUUUAAACCUGACAUUUGGGAAUUUUCUACUUUGUUUAUGGCCUGAAAUUCAUUACAAUUUGUGUGGCUUGAAUACUUUAAAUUUGACAGAUUUACCUUGAAGAAAGAACGUCUACACAUCACUCUUCUGCAGAUACUGAAUAGCUGAGUUAUUUAAUAAAAUAGGGCAGACUCAUAGGAGAUUUAUCCAUUUUAUAUAAUAUGCAAGGUGAUUUCUGCUAUGCAUUUUGGCAACAUUGAAUUUGGCUUGUCAAAGCCUAUCCCUCCAGUUAUAUAAUGUUUCCACUGAAAUCCAAAUCUCUGGUACCCUUACUCUUCCCAUUACUGCAUCUAGCUGUGUCCAUUGCUUCUACUCUCCUACUCCACACCUUUCAAAAGGUCUGAUCAAAGAAGUUUGUUUUAAUAUUGAAUGAUGUUAGUAUUUUAAACGCUAUUGUGCUACAUACUUCACUUCUAUUUUUCAUUUACCAGAGUGAAAUUUCCUCUGCUUCCAUAUUGAAGCUUGAUAUUCUCAGAGAGAAACCCCCCAACUAGACUUGCGUCAAGGAGGUUUCAGUGCUGGAGAAGUUAGAUAUUAAUUUCCUGUUGGCUGUAAUUGGCAGAUUAUAGUGAAAUAUUGGAACUGCCCAGUGUACCUCACCAGAAUAUUACCUGUUAGCAUGGAAGGGCAAUACGUUGCUCUGCAAUUUAGCCCACAAUGAAUUCCUCAGCUGUUCCCUUUGUGGAGGGAAAAUAACUGCCAAGCAAUCCGUCAUAUAAAAGAGUUAAUGAACCAAUUAAAUGCUGAAAUGGGGGAAAUCUGUGAUCUUUUUGUGGAUGAAUAAAAUUAGCUGGCUUACUUUACUCAGUGGUCAUUAACUUGCGAUCUGAAAGUGCUAAGACUGUUGUCUCCUAUUGAUUAGUUAAAGAGAUACUUUGAUCAAAGCCUUGCAUGGUAAAUAACUUGUAAGAUGGAAAUUGGAUUAUUCCACGAGCAUGGUGCUUUGUUUUCAAAUUUUAUUGUGAUAUUAAAAGAAACUGAACAUCUUUGUAUUUGAUUUGUAAAUACAAGUGAUUUUUACAGCAUAAUCCAAAAACAAAUAUAAGGUGUUGCAGUAUAAUUAUAUUUUCAACUUAAAAUUAAAAUUUGUAGCGGGUAUUA
Molecule: messenger RNA, 5174 nt
Organism: Rhincodon typus (whale shark)
Lineage: Eukaryota; Metazoa; Chordata; Chondrichthyes; Orectolobiformes; Rhincodontidae
Gene: timeless
Product: timeless circadian clock
Exons: 28
Coding region: 1-3501 (1166 amino acids)
Biological process (GO): DNA repair; replication fork arrest; DNA replication checkpoint signaling
Cellular component (GO): replication fork protection complex
Molecular function (GO): DNA binding
Source: RefSeq, a predicted model, not a curated record